Molecule: messenger RNA, 221 nt
Organism: Aplysia californica (California sea hare)
Lineage: Eukaryota; Metazoa; Mollusca; Gastropoda; Aplysiida; Aplysiidae
Product: probable glutathione S-transferase 7
Biological process (GO): glutathione metabolic process
Molecular function (GO): glutathione transferase activity
Source: RefSeq, a predicted model, not a curated record
GUUACUACGGGAAAAGCGACAUAGAAUGUCUUCAAAUUGAUCAGUUGCUGGACCUCUAUUCGGAUUAUCUGGACAUAUCGAAGCAUCUUUUCUUCGAAGCAGAUAAAGAUAAGAAGGCGGAGAUGCUGAAAACCCUUAAGGGACCAGACACACAACGUUACUUCGGGUACUUUGAGAGGCUUCUCAAACAGAACGGCACCGGCUUCUUCGUCGGCAAGGAG